Molecule: messenger RNA, 3003 nt
Organism: Exophiala oligosperma
Lineage: Eukaryota; Fungi; Ascomycota; Eurotiomycetes; Chaetothyriales; Herpotrichiellaceae
Exons: 3
Coding region: 438-2843 (801 amino acids)
Biological process (GO): carbohydrate metabolic process
Molecular function (GO): carbohydrate binding; hydrolase activity, hydrolyzing O-glycosyl compounds
Source: RefSeq, a predicted model, not a curated record
CUCCAUUGAUCUCUGCUAGAAGUUCUUGUUUCGAAUUCAGGCAAAAUGAUGUUUUCCACAAUUGCUAUUCUGUGCGCAAAGGAAAUCUCUCUGCAGCCAACGCUUUGAUAUCCGAUAUCCCGUUUAUCCGUCUCUUAUUCUCGCUUUUCCUUGAGAUCUCACUCUGAGAAUACACAAAUUCUGGAUCCCCGGUGCUUUCUCCUGUAUACUCACUUAUAUCUCGGCUAAUAUGCAGUCCCUUUUCCUCCUUCCAUGUCUGGCUGUUUGAGAGGCUAUACACGUGUCCAGCAAAGUCUUGAUCCACUCUCUCCUGACGUUAUAGUAACCUCAUAGACGUCGACUGGGUACAGUCAGCCUCAAACCAGUGAGUCUAAAGAAGCCAGACUUCCGCUCCGUUUGGUUACGACGAGUUCCUUCAUUCAGUGGCCGCUUCAAACAUGGUGAAGUUCUCACACGGCUGCUGGCACCCGUCUGCCGACACAAUCAUAGAUUGGGCGGUCGAGGUUGUCAAGGCUGAAGCACGAGACGAUAGUCUACAUUUUGUGACAUGUUCUAAACCGAUCAAUUUUCGAGGUGACAUCCUCAACAAUCCUACAUUGACACAUCAUAUUAGCUCUCCCAUCGAUGAUGUUCUCUACCUCUCUUCGACGCAUUGGAAGGGCACCAAAGCCAUCACACAAGGUCCGCAUUUCGAAUUGUUCCCUGAUGGCAAGAUAUCACCUUCACAGCAACCACGCAUAUGCAAGGACGCAACCAGCUUGUCUUUGGAGACGGAGAGCGUUGGCGCCAGAGUUGACACUCAACCAAAGUCCUUUAACAUUGACUUUACUGCCAAAGACCGACUCCUCACCAAGCUGGGUUGGCGCUCAGUAGGCUAUGUUAAGAAGGGCACCACCGCGCUCCAUCCGAAAGCAAACUACACCAACCCCAACCGAGGUGAGCGGUGGACCACAUAUCAACUCCAAGUCAGCGUUGGCGAGAAGUUCUACGGUCUCGGCGAACGAUUCGGCCCGCUACAAAAGAAUGGCCAGUCCAUCGAACUCUGGAACGACGACGGUGGCACCGGUUCUGAGCUUACUUACAAGAACAUCCCGUUCUUCUUGAGCUCCCGAGGCUACGGUGUCUUUAUCCCCACGUCCGCACUUGUCUCUCUGGAAGUCCAAUCCGAGCGGACGACAAGAGUCAACAUCGCCGUCCCUGGUGAGACACUCUCGAUAUACGUGAUCUACGGACCGCAUCCAAAAUCCGUCCUGGAAAAGUAUGCCCUCAUUACGGGUAAGCCAGCACUACCUCCGGCGUGGACAUUCGGACUGUGGAUGUCAACCAGCUUCACAACGGAGUAUGACGAGAAGACAGUAACAACGUUCCUUGAUGGCAUGAAACAGCGUAAUAUCCCUCUCAGCGUCUUCCAUUUCGACUGCUUCUGGAUGCGUGGAUUCGAGUGGUGCGAUUUCGAGUUCGACCAAGACAUGUUCCCCGACGCGACGGGGCAGCUUUCGCGGAUGAAGAAUGAUCGAGGCUUGCACGUGUGUGUAUGGAUCAAUCCUUACAUCGCGCAGGAAAGCAAGAUCUUCGACGAGGGUGCCGAAAAGGGAUACUUUCUGAAGCGUGGUGACGGCAGCGUCUGGCAAUAUGACUUCUGGCAAGCCGGCAUGGGGUUCGUCGAUUUCACAAACCCUGAAGCUUGCGUCUGGUACCAGAACAAGCUCCAGAAGUUGAUUGACAUGGGAGUCGACUCGUUCAAGACGGACUUUGGCGAGCGAAUUCCUACCGGCGAUGUCGUGUACUUUGAUGGCUCCGACCCCGGUAGAAUGCACAACUACUAUGCCUACCUCUACAACAAGGUGACUUUUGAGGUGCUGGAGCGGAACUUCGGCAAGCACAAGGCCACCUUGUUCGCACGAUCAGCGACUGCGGGAUGUCAGCAAUUCCCUGUUCACUGGGGCGGCGAUCCCUACAGCACAUACGAGGCCAUGGCUGAGACACUCCGAGGUGGACUCAGCCUUGCCCUCUCGGGCUUCGGCUACUGGGCACACGAUAUUGGUGGCUUCGAGGGCAAGCCGGAUCCUGGCCUCUUCAAGAGAUGGAUUGCGUUUGGCCUGCUUUCCAGUCAUUCUCGACUGCACGGAAGCGGUAGUUUCCGAGCUCCCUGGCUGAUUGAUGACUCUGGCGAAGCGGACAAGGUGUUGCAGAAGUUUGUGACGCUCAAGCAGUCUCUUAUGCCGUACCUGUUUUCGCAAGCCCUACAGACGCACCAGACCGGUGUGCCGAUGCUAAGAGCGUCAUUCCUGGAAUAUCCCGAAGACCCGAUCUCCUGGUUUUUGGACACCCAAUACUUCAUGGGUGACAAUCUCCUCGUUGCCCCCGUGUUCAACAACGAAGGCGACGUAACCUUCUACCUCCCGAAAGGACAGUGGUAUGGCCUGAUAGAUGGGAAAAUUCGCAAUGGACCUGGCUAUGUUACCGAGAAGCACGAUUACUUCUCAAUUCCUGUGUUUCUGCGGCCAGGGUCGGCUAUUGUCACCGGACAGAGCAAUGGUCAGACGGUGUAUGACUGGAGCAAUGGCUUCAAUCUAAUGGUCAACCAUACCGAUGAUUUGAAUAAGACCGUUGAUAUAGCUUCUCACGAUCGGCCGGGGGAGAUCGCUGUUUCUCUCAAGGUUGCAGGAUCCAAAGAUGAUAUUGUUGUCGAGGUGGUGAAGGGGUCUGUGCCGGCGGAUUGGUCGCUUCAGAUAGUGAACAAGGGCAUCAAGACUAUCUCAGUCGAUGGUACUGAACAACAGGUUCAAGGAGAGAAGACAAGUAUAGCAGCCAAGACUAAGACUGUUCGAGUGACAUUUUGAGAAUAUCAAAGCAUGGCUGUCCGCCUGACAAGGGUGAUACAUUUCAUGUAGAUAUGGUGGACAAAAUGUGACGAGUCAAUCUGGAUUCUUUGCAGCCGUGCUGUCGAUGCAUCCUCCCCUUCUCUGUGACUUACGUGAACCCUCCCACCAUGCUCUUUCA